AUGGAUGAAAUCAAGUGGAAUAAUGUGCAUGAUGGCAUGCUAGAGUCAUUGAAACCGGUUAUUUUUUCUGGUUCAACGUCUCGGCGUCGUGCUGGCCUUCAUGAACUUCAUGAGAAAAUCCUAUCACACGAGUUGCCAAAGGAACAAGAUAGGCCUCUCCUAGAUUUGCUUUUCGGAACAUAUCCUAUUUACGUUGAUCGAGAUUCUCGCCGAGAUGCGCAGCGAUGUAUUCGCGAUAUAUUUCAAGCUCCGAUAGCGUCCGUUGAUCUCAAAGAUUUCGCGAAUAAGCUCCACAAGGAAUGUUAUAAGCCAGCAAUUGCUGCUGCCAAUGCCUUCGUCUUGAUCGAGUGGUGCACAUUGCUUUUGCAGCACCUAAGCCAACGCGAAGCAGAAAACCCUGAAGAUGCAACCCAGCUGGCAGUGAACGUUCUAUCUGCAAAUUCAAAAGCACUGGAAACGUGUCUUCGAUCAUCUAAAAAGGAGGGUCUAAAACACUCUGCUAUCAUAGUGUCUAGACGCGCUUUGCGAACCGUUCUAUCAAAGGAGGAAAACGGCGAUGAAGUGGUGCGGCGACUUGUUCGUGUGCUUACCAGCGAGACGGGUUCAGGAUUUAGAAACGCUCCCUACCUCGGAGUUCUAUCUGGAGUUUGCGCGCGACUUCGCAAAAGAAGAGCGGUUUUAGACGAUGUGAAGCCUGCCAUUUUUCAAUUCUAUAUCAAAGAUGUCAUUGGGUCUCGAACAGUGGUUCCUAGCCACAUCGCUGGAAGUUUAGGCGACUUUUUCAUCUCAUUUGCCUCCGCGGAGGAUCUCCAAAAAGAAAUCUGGCCAUCACUUGAAAAGGCUAUGCUUAGGAGCCCUGAAGUGGUUUUCACCGGCAUUAUUCCCUCUUUUGUGGCUGCAAUUCCAUGCGAGAUUGAACUGUCCGAAGUGGUUUCCACACGACUUACUAAACCCCUUCUUUCGAGCUUUAAGUCCGCCAGUCAAACAGUCCGGCAAGGGGCAGUCAAAGCUUUCGAGGCUUUGAUUGCUAAAUGCAAGGAAGAACAGUGGCUUCUGAAAAUCAUCGAUGAAGUCAUUCUCCCUUUGAAAACCUCAAGAAUUACAAAUGCUGAACAUCGCGCGCUCCAGGUACAAGUUCUCAGCAUCUUUCAUUGUUUUCCAGAGCUGUCCCACAGGGUACUGUCGGGCCUUUCGCCUGCCCUUGCACGUGAGAGUAAUGAGGCCGCACUCGAGUCAGAAGUACAGGCGUUUUGUCACCACCUGGCAUAUCUGAUCCGUUCUCAAUCCACGAUUAGCAAGGAAGAUUUCUCUGUUGUUGCCAAAGGCUGCGCUGAGAAACGAAGUGCUUUUCGCAAAAUUUGGAUUUCUAAUGUUGGAGAGGUCAUCUGGAAUCUUGACCGUGAUUCCUUGUUCUCUUCAUCGAGUGUGAAGACCAAUUUCCUGAAACCGGUGGUGGAAAAAAUUUCAAGUUCAUUUCACGAGAUAAACGCCAACCCCCUGCCUGCAGUUCAAGGUGGAACUAUUUCAAUAGCCUAUGUUCUUCUGGCCCUCUCAUGUCAGAAUCUUCAAGGAGGAAAGCUAGACGAUGGCAGUUUACUCCUUAAUACUGAUGUCAUUGUCGGCCAAUCUCUAUCAUUAUCUCCGAAACAAUCUUUCUUACUCAAUCCCAGGAUCUUCACAAAAUUGGCCUCAAAAGACGAGCUUGCAUGGAAUAUUCGCGCGUUAUCCGGAGUUUCAUCAGUGGCUGCCUUUCAAGCUGUAGACCCAACAGUGAGAGAUACUUGGGCACAAGCUUUUAUUUAUGUAAUUUCCUCCGCAGCUACACCUGAGAAUUUGCGAGAAUCUGCGAUUUCCCAUCUUCGCAACUGUUAUCUCAAGAAUCCGCAAGUGGUCGGAAUGGCCAUCAUCAGCGCGAUGUGGAAGUGGUUGCUCGCCGUUGAUACAGGAGAUAAGGAUUCUGCUGCUCUCAGUGCAGGCACAGGCGGUGAUAAACUCCUGCUUGUUGUUAGAGCUAUCACUCCCAGUCCCAAUGUUGUGGAUUCCCUGGUCCUCGAUCGUCAAUUAAUUGAACUCCUGGUGCUAUGCCGCCCAGAACUCAUCCCCAGAGCUAAUUGGAUAGAGAUUACGCUGAGAGCUGGUGCAGAUCCCGGCAAAAUUGCCCAAAGCUAUCCAAAAGAAUGCAUAGCACAGGUGCUUCUCGCUACAGAAGACCCAAUUCGAUCCAAACUAUCCAAGGGAAGGACAGCGGCGUGGAAUGCUGCUGCUGACCUGGCUUUCGUGGCGCCCGAUGUCAUGAUGCCUAUACUUGUGAAGCAAAUUCAAGAGGAUCUCAACAUAGACAGGAUUACGAGAUUUGGGCCCACUGACAUUGCAAUUGCGCGACAUUCGGGAGAAACACCCUUCAUAGACGUCCUCAGUACCAAGACUAAAAGAUUACCUGGCAAAGGAGACAAGGAUUACGACACUCUUAAAUGGGAAGCAGAACUUCGAGCCGAAAUGGCUCAGAAACGUGGUCAAUACCAGAAAAAGCUAACACCAGAAGAGCAAGUUAAGGUCAAAGCGCAGUUAGUAAAGGAAGCAGAAAUUCGAAAAAGUAUCCAAAUUCAGGAGCAAAUAAUUAGGAGAGGAGCCGGCAUCGUCGAAAGUCUCGCUAGAGGGCCCACCACUGAAGCUGAAGAAUGGAUAAACCAAGCGGUUAACUGUCUAUGUCAGCUUGUCGAAGUUGACGCGGGUGCUUUAGUCGGCAGUAGUAUCUCCGAAGCCUAUGUUGCGUGUACCAGCCGAAUAUCCAGUCGCCUGGAAGAAAUUAGGCCGUUUAUUGGAAUUGCUACCCUUCGCUCUCUGGGCAAAACUUACAUGCCUUCUGACCUUGAAGUGGAGCCACUGGGAACCCUCGUGACUCGAAUUCUUUAUCGCAUCCGACUCGCUUCGGAGCAGCGACCAUUCGAUGUUGUUUCCUUCGGAAUUAUGCUUCGGCUAAUAAUUGUCGUUCUUGAAAAGGAUGGCGUUAAGGAGGUGGCAGAAAGCCGAGGGGAACAGAUCCUUCUGGCGCUUGAAUUUCUCACAAUUCACGCAAAUCUAUUUUCCGAUAGCAGAUUGCCGAGAACUGAAGUCCUACGAAAAUUGAUAUCUGCGAUGCGAAUUCAUGCGGAGCAUUAUAAGUUAAUGCGAGAUCUUCUGAUUGAUAUUUGCCGUUCUGUAACAGACAAUGUCCAACCGGAUGAACUCACGAUCCUACUUCAAGGAGUGAUAGUUCCAGAAACAUCAGUUCGGACUGCGGUUCUCCAAGCCAUCGAGGCUGAGAUUGACCUCACUGAUCUUGAUUUUUCUGAGUACAUCUGGCUCGGAUGCCAUGAUCAUGUUUUUGAAAAUGCGGAAAUAUCCAAGGCUAUAUGGGAAGAGAACGGCCUCGAAGUCGAUGCGAACUCGCCCGAUUUUAUUAUGGAGUAUCUCGGUACGGCCGAUUCGCAACUGCGGGGUGCAGCAGCAGUGGCUCUCGCGCAUGCUUGCAAGUUCAGCCCUUCUGUAUUUACGACUACUUUGGAGAAGCUUGAGACCAAAUACCGGGAUGAAAUUAAACCAAGGGCUCCAGAAACGGACGCAUACGGUAUGCCCAAGAAGGUAGAUACUCCGGACAAUUGGCAGCUUCGAAGCGGAAUAGCUUUGGCUCUUAAAUCUAUGGCCCAGGGUUUUCAUGGAGAUCAAAUCGUUGGUUUCUUACAAUUUUUAAUCAGCGAUGGCCCACUUGUUGAUCAAAAUGUGUCAGUCCGACGGCAAAUGGCGGAAAGUGGGAGUGCAGCCAUAGCUUUGCAUGGACAAGGUAACGUCGAGGAACUAAUGCAUCUAUUCGAGAAGACAUUAGAGACGUCCGACAAAGCGACAGAACAAUCAGAUUGGCUUAACGAGGCCGUUAUAAUUCUAUACGGCUCCCUCGCGCGCCAUCUCAAGAGUGGGGAUAAGCGGUUGCAGACGGUCAUUAAGAAACUCCUUGCUGCCCUUUCCACUCCGUCUGAAAGUAUUCAGUAUGCUGUUUCGGAGUGCCUGACACCCCUUAUUCGGCUCUCUCCUACAGAGACGUCUGUCUAUAUAGACGAAUUGGUGGAUCAGCUUUUGCACUCGAAAAGGUACGCUACAAGACGCGGGGCUGCGUAUGGUUUGGCAGGUAUUGUGCAUGGAAGAGGCAUAUCUGCUUUGCGUGAAUUCCGUAUCAUGCCACGGCUCAAGGAGGCAUCCGAAAAUAAGAAAGAUCCAAAUGAGAGACAAGGGUCACUCCUUGCUUUCGAGCUCCUUUCACUAAUCCUCGGCCGAAUGUUUGAGCCUUAUAUCAUUCAAAUACUACCCCAAUUACUCACUGCUUUCGGCGACCCCAGUGUUGAUGUUCGUGAUGCAUGUUUAGAUACUGCCAAAGCGUGCUUCGCUAGCCUAAGCUCUUAUGGUGUGAAACAAAUUUUACCGACUCUUCUCGAAGGCUUGGAUGAUCCACAGUGGAGGAGUAAGAAGGGCGCCUGCGACCUUCUAGGAGCUAUGGCCUAUCUCGAUCCUCAGCAACUUGCUGUCAGCCUUCCCGACAUCAUCCCUCCUCUCACCGUCGUCCUCAAUGACAGUCAUAAGGAGGUCCGCAAUUCCGCGAAUAGGAGCCUUCAACGUUUUGGAGACGUCAUAAGCAAUCCUGAAGUAAAAGGUCUUGUUAAUAUUUUACUAAAGGCUCUUAGCGACCCCACGAAGUAUACAGACGAGGCUCUGGAUGCUCUGAUUAAAAUAUCAUUUAUUCACUACCUAGAUGCGCCUUCGCUGGCACUCAUUGUGAGAAUCCUCGAAAGAGGACUUGGUGAUCGAUCCACAACAAAACGGAAAGCUGCUCAGAUCAUCGGCAGUCUGGCUCAUCUAACUGAACGCAAAGACCUUACCUCGCAUCUCCCGAUCCUUGUUGCCGGCCUCAAAAUCGCAAUCGUCGAUCCUGUGCCUACCACUCGUGCAACAGCUUCGAAGGCUCUUGGUUCUCUCAUUGAGAAACUAGGAGAGGAAGCAUUGCCGGACUUGAUCCCAAGCUUAAUGACUACUCUCAAAUCAGAUACCGGAGCGGGAGAUCGGCUGGGCUCUGCUCAGGCCCUCUCCGAAGUUCUUGCCGGGCUGGGGACGUCUCGACUCGAAGAAACCUUGCCAUCAAUCUUACAAAACGUAUCAAGUGCCAAGUCUGCAGUUCGAGAAGGAUUCAUGUCGUUGUUUAUCUUUCUUCCUGCUUGCUUCGGGAAUAGCUUUGCUUCAUACCUCAACAGAAUCAUUCCUCCCAUAUUAUCCGGUUUGGCGGAUGAUGUGGAGGCAAUACGAGAGACUUCCCUUCGGGCCGGUCGCUUGUUAGUUAAGAAUUUUGCUACUAAAUCGAUCGAUCUCCUGUUGCCUGAGCUUGAACGAGGCCUUGCAGAUGAUAGCCACCGUAUUCGACUUAGCUCUGUUGAAUUAGUAGGAGACCUCUUGUUCAACCUCACCGGCAUUAAUACCAAGGCGGAUAUAGAAGAAGAGGAUGAUACCGCCGCUCAAGCUGGCCAAUCUUUGCUUGAAGUGCUUGGUCAAGAUAAGCGGAAUAAGGUCUUGUCUGCACUUUACAUAUGUCGCUGUGAUACCUCAGGGCUUGUUCGAAGUGCUGCAAUAAAUGUAUGGAAGGCUUUGGUUGCCAGCCCUCGAACUCUCAAAGAACUGGUGCCGACAUUGACCCAACUCAUCAUCCGUCGCUUGGGGAGCGCAAAUAUGGAACAAAAGGUUAUUGCUGGAAAUGCAUUGGGUGAAUUGAUCAAGAAAGCGGGCGAAGGCGUUCUCUCAACCCUGUUGCCAUCACUUGAAGAAGGGCUCCUGGCGUCCACUGAGGUUGACGCAAGGCAGGGAAUCUGUAUCGCUCUCCGUGAGCUCGUCAUCUCCUCUUCUGGGGAAUCUCUCGAGGUGUAUGAGAAGAUUCUUAUUUCUACUGUUCGGACAGCGUUGCUUGAUUCAAAUCAAGAUGUCCGCGAAGCAGCCGCAGAGGCUUUCGAUGCGCUUCAGCAGGCCCUAGGAAAGCGUAUUGUUGAUCGGGUAUUGCCGGAUCUUCUUAAUUUGUUGCACACAGACGCAGAGGCAGAUCGGGCUCUCGCUGCUCUUCUUACGCUCCUGACUGAAACUACGCGCGCGAACAUAAUUCUUCCUAAUCUUAUUCCGACUCUUCUUGCUAGUCCCAUGACGAGCUUCAACGCAAAGGCACUGGCAUCGCUGGCUGAAGUCACCGGUGGCGCGCUCACUCGAAGGCUUCCAAAUAUUCUCAACACCCUCAUAGACAAUUCUCUUUCGACAAAGAACGAAAAGCUCCGGCCCGAGAUUAACAGCGCCUUUGACACAGUCCUUAAUUCAGUCGAUGAGUUUGAUGGAUUGAAUGCGGCGAUGAAUGUCAUGAUUACACUCAUGAAACACGAAGACCACCACAAGCGUGCAGCUGCCGCAAACCGCUUGUCAUCGUUCUUCGGGAAAACAACUCUCGACAUAUCUCGUUAUUAUCCUGAGUUAGUUCGGGUAUGCCUUAUAUCGUUUGAUGACUAUGAUACGAAUGUGGUGGCCGCAGCCUGGGAAGCUCUUAGCCAAUUAACGUCACAUAUGCGGAAAGAAGAAAUGGAAGUAUUGGUGAUUCCAACGAGACAAGUCCUCCGGCAGGUCGGCGUUGCAGGUGCCAAUCUUCCAGGAUUUUGUAGGCCCAAGGGAAUCAGCGCAGUCUUCCCCAUUUUCCUUCAGGGUUUGCUGAAUGGAACUGUUGAGCAACGGGUGCAAUCCGCUUUAGCUAUCGGAGAUAUCAUAGAUAGGACCAGCACCGAAGCUCUAAAACCGUUUGUGACACAGAUCACUGGUCCAUUGAUCAGAGUGGUUUCAGAACGUUCCGUUGAGAUCAAAUGCGCGGUCUUUUCGGCUAUCAACAAAUUGCUGGAGAAAAUUCCACUCUUCAUCAAACCAUUCCUCCCUCAGUUGCAAAGAAUUUUUGCUCGAGGCCUGGCAGACUCUAGCAGCGAGACAUUGCGGUCAAGAGCGGCUAAAGGGUUGGGAAUUCUUAUCACUUUGACGCCUAGGGUCGAUCCCCUUAUUUCAGAACUGGUCGCUGGUUCCAAAACGUCAGACUCAGGUGUGAAGAGUGCUAUGCUCCGCGCCUUGCAUGAGGUGGUCGCUAAGGCUGGCAAAAAUAUGAGCGAUGCAUCCAAACAAGCCAUCCUUGAGCUCAUUGAUGAUGAAUCGGCCGAUCGUGAUGAGGCAACGAACAUCGCCAAUGCCCAGCUCGUCGGAGCCCUUAUCAAGUCACUUCCAGAGGCUACGGCCGUGCCACUGAUUAAAAACCGCGUUCUCACAUCUCACUACACACACCUCUCUGUCCUCGCACUUAAUUCUAUUUUGGCUGAAUCCCCGAGGUCUAUAACUGACACAUUUCCCGAUGAAACCCUAUCGACUAUAUGCGAAGGUAUCAAGCAUAAGGAUGUGUUUAUUGCCGACAACAGUGUCCUGGCUGCCGGCAAGUAUUUAUUAACAACAGAUAUUGAUCGGGAUGCCGAAACAGAUAGAGUUGUGCUUGAGGCUUUGACAUCAGUGAUACCACCCGGCAACCCGGCUGAUACGCGUCGUGUGGCUUUAGUAGUGCUUCGCACAGUCAGCCGCUUAGAGCCCGGUCUUGUUGGACCACACCUUUCUCUACUCAUACCACCCGUAUUCUCUAGCGUCAGGGACCUAGUCAUCCCCAUCAAGCUUGGUGCUGAGGCAACAUUCCUCGCCUUACUGCAGGUGGUGGAUACCGGAAGCGUCAUUUUUGAUACAUACCUCCAGGGACCGGGGGCGGGCCUCCCAAUGACAACAAAGCGAAGCAUGCAAGACUAUUUUAAGCGCGUUGCUCUGCGUCUUGCAACCCAAGCUCGCGAACGAAGGGAUGCAGAAGGCGGUGCUGGAGGCCUCGAUUUAGCGAGCGACGAGGCUGACGAUGAAAAGGAACUUUGGAGCGUGGGAAAGGUGGAUCUGGGCGAUUUCUCUGAGGAUUAAGGCAGUUACCUAAGAUGUGGCUCAGAUGGUAGCUAUUAGUAUCUAAAAACAAUCUGUACACAAUCCCUCGUGCUAUUUUG
This is a messenger RNA of Coccidioides immitis RS, 8111 nucleotides long. Its product is annotated as translational activator GCN1. The record is from RefSeq and is a predicted model, not a curated record. Gene Ontology annotation, molecular function: protein kinase regulator activity. Gene Ontology annotation, cellular component: cytosol. Lineage: Eukaryota; Fungi; Ascomycota; Eurotiomycetes; Onygenales; Onygenaceae. Gene Ontology annotation, biological process: cellular response to amino acid starvation; regulation of translation. The transcript is spliced from 10 exons. Bases 1 to 8031 code for a protein of 2676 amino acids.